Liolophura sinensis is the source of this 1497-nucleotide messenger RNA. Its product is annotated as leucine-rich repeat-containing protein 74A-like. The coding region runs from base 1 to 1497 and encodes 498 amino acids. Gene Ontology annotation, molecular function: calcium ion binding; protein binding. Lineage: Eukaryota; Metazoa; Mollusca; Polyplacophora; Chitonida; Chitonidae. The record is from RefSeq and is a predicted model, not a curated record. The transcript is spliced from 10 exons.
AUGAACAGCACCACAGACAUCUCCGAAAAGCCAAACUUCGAGGCCUUGACUCGGCGAGGCUGUGAACGAAAAGACCCUUGGCUUUUAGCGGCCCGUUAUCGAGUAUGCCAGACACCCAUACAUUUACGAAGACCAAAGAGCACGCCAGUAGGACGCGUGCGCAGACGAAGACCGGUAUCACGAGCCGGAAGUGAGGGUGGCGAGUCGUCAGUGACUCACGUGACCGCAUCGUCUGACGUCACACAAGACGCCACUAAAGAUUUCCCAGAGGAUUACGACUUUGACGGUGAAAAUGCAGAAGUAGAAGUACUGGACAUGAGCGCAAAUGGGAUUGGACCGAUGGGUGCAAAAUAUUUUGCUGAUAUGCUGGAGGAUAACUAUUUUAUCAAAGAGUUGAAUCUUGCGGAUAACAAUUUAGGUUCAGCCGGAGCAAAGCUGAUCACAGACGCUCUGCUGCUGAAUUCUUCUGUCAAGUCCCUCGAUUUAUCAGCCAAGAACAAGACGCUGACAACCCUGAAUCUCAGCUGGAACCAUUUAAGACGACGAGGUGCGGUGGCUAUAGGAAAAGGCCUAACUAGCAAUCAUUGUGUCCGUUUUCUGAAUGUGUCUUGGAACGGCUUCUACUUGGAAGGUUGUCGUGCUUUGUCAAGAGCUUUGGACAGGAACAAGACGCUGAUGGAACUGAACCUAGAGGCAAACCGAAUCAACAAAGAGUGUUUGGACGAACUACUGAAAGGACUGAAGCGAAACAAAACGCUCACCUCACUAAAGUUAUCCGACAACCCGAUAACGACAGAGGGCGCCAUGGCUCUGCUGAAGAGCAUUCAAGAAAUCACAACAAUGUCUCUCAUCCGACUCGAUCUGGGCGAGCAGUGCGUUGAUAGAGAGUUCAUUGACGUGCUGAUGCAGAUCCAGUCGGAACGCCCUCUGGAGGUGAAGUACGGCGUUGUUCUGAGGGAUGAGGCGCCCCAACAAUGUAAGGAACAGGCCCUGGUCUCUGAAGACCCCAUCCUUGUUCUCAUGGAAUUCAUGAAACUUAAAAACCUGCGCCUCAUCGAUCUCUUCCAGUCCUUGGACAAAGACGGUAGCCGGUCUCUGAGCAACCAGGAGCUUAAGGCAGGUUUACUGGAUGAAGGAAUGCCGUUGUCAGAGAAAUCUCUCAACAAGCUACUAUCACGGCUUGACAGGGACAAGAAUGGUGAGAUUGACUUUGGGGAACUAAUGUUUGGCCAUAAGAAUCACAGGCGGCGGAUGAACACGCUGGUGGAGAUUACGAAAGAGAAAGACGGGUCAAGCAGGGAGGGGGACGUGGCCAGGGUCAGAGCUCGGCUUGCCGAUCUCAUCCGGAAGAAAGACAGAGAGAUCCUGAAGCGAGUCCAAGAGAGAAAACUCGUUAGUGCUUUUCCCGGAGAUAGAAAGUAUAUUUUCGGCACCGGAGUACGGAAAAUGGUGCGUCCGGCAUCCACCGAGCCAACCAUGGCCACACUUCCGGAGUAA